AUGGGAAUCCCCUGGCGGCUGAUUUGCGUUUUCGGAUUUUUCUCGUGUGUUUCAACCGAUAACGAAUGUCUUAAAUGUUCGGACCUUUCGGGUUUCACGGAAAUUCAGGGAUCAUGUUACGCGCCAAUUGUCGCAAAAGCGAAUCGAGGAGACGCAAUAAAAGAGUGCCAAAAGUUGCAUCCGAAGGCCACUUUGGGCACAAUCAGAAGCGCCGCGCAAAAUGCGGCUGUUCAUGAUCUAGCCGUCAACAAACUACGUGCUCAAUGCUCGUCAUUCUCGGGUGAAGUGUGGAAGAACCAAAUGUGGAUCGGAUUCUGGGAUGAUUUAAAAGACGCAAAACUUGCAAACACUUGGGAAAACGACGUCAAAUCGGAUUACAGAAAUUGGGCUCCGGGACAACCCAAGGACGAUUCGGGCGAGGAAAAGGGAACCGCGAUGACCAUCGUUUCGGGCGGGCCAGAUCCCGAUGGAUCGUGGUACGAUCUUCACAGCCAAGAAAGCGUCAUUUGCGGAGCACUGUGUGAGAUCCUGUGUGAUAACAUCGGCGCUUCUAGUUGCUUCGCUCAUUCGAAAACAAUCGUCGCUCCAACGUGCAGCGGCAUUUGGGGAUUCACUGACGUUGGAGGAUCGUGCUAUGCGCCAAUCUAUGUGAACGGAAAUCAAGCCGAAGCAAAGGCCCAAUGCAAAAAGUUGCACCCUGACGCCGACUUGGCCUCAAUUCGUUGUGAUGCCGAGAAUGAGGGAAUUUGGAAGUUGUCUCAAGGGUCAUUCAAAGAUCGAUGUGCUACACACGAUCCGACUAAUAAGUACUUAGACCAAUUGAUCAUCGGGAAAUCGAACGGCGAUUGGAUUGAUUGUACCAAUACAACUUAUAGCAAUUGGAAUGCCGGUGAACCAAAUAAUGCCGGUGGCAAUGAGCCCGUUUCGACGUUGUUCAUCACAAAUGAGAGCCCUCAAUUCCCGAAAGGCAAAUGGAACGAUUUGGCCGAUGGGAAAUUCUGUGCCGCAAUGUGCGAACUUCUUGUGGGCACAACCGGGAACUCAUGUGGUUUAAAGCCGUGCCCUGGUACACAGACGUGCGCCGCUUCUUCCGGCUCAAGUUCUGGCUCCCCAACACCAGCACCAAAAAAAAAGACAUGUCCGAUUGUGGCUGGUCAGGAGUACACUUACAUUUCUGGAUUCACCCAAGAUACGGGCUCGACAGACUGGUGUAUCAAUUGGUUCUCGAGGUCAACCUACGUAAAUUCUGGCGGUGCGCGACCUGCCUGUCAGGAGAGUGGCGGCGAGGUUCUCUCCAUUCACAGCGAUAAAGAUAAUCAACUUCUCCAAGGAUACAUUUCGACUGACGUCACCAUGGGCGGAUAUCUGGACAAUGGAGGCACAUGGCGAUGGUUUGAUGGAAGCCCGUGGAACUAUUCGAACUGGGCCCCCGGAGAGCCCGUAUGGGGACCGUCAAACAACCUUCAUUACUGGUUCAAAAUUCGGAAGAGCGACGGAAAGUGGGUGAGCAUUGGGCAUGAUUACACGUCGUAUUAUGCAAUUUGUCGCGUCAAACCCAUUGAAUCG
Molecule: messenger RNA, 1566 nt
Organism: Mesorhabditis belari
Lineage: Eukaryota; Metazoa; Nematoda; Chromadorea; Rhabditida; Rhabditidae
Source: the annotation of a GenBank genome assembly